This is a messenger RNA of Lycium barbarum (goji berry), 1056 nucleotides long. RefSeq names its product hypersensitive-induced response protein-like protein 2. The coding region runs from base 1 to 759 and encodes 252 amino acids. NCBI's taxonomy places the organism in Eukaryota, Viridiplantae, Streptophyta, Magnoliopsida, Solanales, Solanaceae. The record is from RefSeq and is a predicted model, not a curated record. The transcript is spliced from 6 exons.
AUGGGUCAAACACUUGGUUGCAUUCAAGUAGGUCAGUCAACUGUUGCUGUGAAAGAACGCUUUGGUUCGCUUGAGACAAAAACAAAGGACAAUGUUUUUGUCACUGUAGUAGCAUCCAUUCAGUACAGAGCGUUAGCAGAAACUGCAGCUGAUGCGUUUUACAAGCUUUCAAACACCAAAGGACAGAUCCAGUCCUAUGUUUUUGAUGUUAUAAGGGCCAGUGUGCCACGAAUGGAGUUGGAUGCUGCAUUUGAGCAGAAGAAUGAAAUUGCUAAAGCAGUAGAGGAAGAACUUGAAAAGGCUAUGUCUGCUUAUGGGUAUGAGAUUGUCCAGACCCUCAUUGUGGAUAUAGAGCCAGAUAUCCAUGUCAAGAGGGCAAUGAAUGAGAUUAAUGCUGCUGCAAGACUCCGUGUUGCUGCGAAUGAGAAGGCUGAAGCAGAGAAAAUACUGCAGAUCAAGAAAGCUGAAGGAGAAGCUGAAUCCAAGUACUUGUCAGGGCUUGGCAUUGCUCGACAGCGUCAAGCCAUUGUAGAUGGUCUUCGAGACAGUGUGCUUGCUUUCUCAGAGAACGUGCCUGGAACAUCAGCCAAAGAUGUGAUGGACAUGGUUCUUGUUACUCAAUAUUUUGAUACAAUGAAGGAGAUUGGAGCUACUUCCAAGUUAUCUGCAGUGUUUAUUCCCCAUGGACCAGGUGCUGUCAAAGAUGUUGCUUCUCAGAUCCGCGAGGGUCUUCUUCAGGCUGAAAGUAUCCAGCAUUAGUUUAAUAAAGAUUAAGGGUAAUUGAUAGUCUUGCGCGGUUCGAUGCUUUUAGUUUAGUGUUGAUACAGUAGCUUUACUUGUGUUGAGCUUAUAUAAUCCAUAUAUUGAUACACACAACGUUUGGUUUCACUAUAUAGGUUGUUUGCUACCUAACCUGGCAAACAAGAAGUUUUGCAGUUGAUUGCAAUUUAUCUUGUCAGACAAUGUGUCUUUAUCGGAGUUUUUUAGGUAUUUACUUGCCAAAAGUAAAUCACAUCACUUACCUGGCCUAUAUUAGCUGCUAAUUAAAUUAUCCAA